Molecule: messenger RNA, 384 nt
Organism: Empidonax traillii (willow flycatcher)
Lineage: Eukaryota; Metazoa; Chordata; Aves; Passeriformes; Tyrannidae
Gene: CTXN3
Product: cortexin 3
Source: RefSeq, a predicted model, not a curated record
AUGUUCACAGUGCCUGCCAGGAUCAGCUCAUCUUCCAGCCAAACACACAUCGCAGAGAAGGAUCCCUCCAAAUGUCAGUGGCAAUUAAAGCCAUCUGCAGAGAAAAGGAAGAUGCAGCACUUUAAGCAACUGAAAUGGCAUAUUUUCAAAUCAAGUAAGAAUCUUGGGAGUUUGCUGUCUCUGGGGUCAGAAACACCAAAUUCUAUCAUGACCCUGGAACAGAAAACAACAUUUGCCUUUGUGAUUUUGCUAUUUAUUUUCUUGGGAAUCCUGAUUUUUGCUACUUGAAUUCUCCUUGACCCCUACCAGAGUAUGCCAGCCUCAGCCUGGGCUGAUGGACUUGAUGGUCUGGAGACAGGACAGUUUGACUGUGCUCUUGCUUAG